Messenger RNA from Ilex paraguariensis (yerba mate), 209 nucleotides. The record is from the annotation of a GenBank genome assembly. Lineage: Eukaryota; Viridiplantae; Streptophyta; Magnoliopsida; Aquifoliales; Aquifoliaceae.
AUGAAGAAGUCGGAAGCAGUUCAUCGCCUGUGGGAGCUUGCUGAUAGUGAGGAAGCCAUAAUCUAUCUAUCGGAUUGCCUAUUUGUCUAUCUGUCUGGUGAAGAGAGAAUGGAGGAUACUCUCAAUAGGGCAAGCACCCAAUACCUCGUCGAGUCCAAAGCUCCAGCUCAAGCAGUUCAAUCCAAAAAAGAGAUGUCUGCCCUGCCUUC